CAGAGCAGGGCCUGUCACAGGAUAAAAAUAGGUAGAAGUCGUCAGGUAAUGGACACAGGGUCUGCACAUGUUCAGAGUGUAGAACUGCAGAGUGUAGAUUUUGAGUGGAGAAAAUUGCUGUUGCAGGUUUCUCUGGAUUUUGAUAUUUCUGGAUGGGGCUCUGUAGUUUGGAGAUUUAAAAGUGCCUUGGAAGGGAAGAAAUCUCCAAUCCAGUGUCCAGAGUUUGCAGUCAACCAGCAGGGAUUGGGCCCAGGUGCUCACAGCCCUUAUAAUUAUGAUCUGCUGAGAGUUGCAGGGGGGAGUAGAGUGCAGUGGCUGCCAUUGAGUGGCUCUGUG
Messenger RNA from Staurois parvus, 336 nucleotides. NCBI's taxonomy places the organism in Eukaryota, Metazoa, Chordata, Amphibia, Anura, Ranidae. The record is from the annotation of a GenBank genome assembly.